AUGAAGAUCCCUACUAUUGCUUCUACGCUUCUUAGUCUUUCUGUGCUUGUGGCAGCGCAUCCAGGCCAGAGUAAGGCUGAGAUGAAACGGGAGGCAGCAGAACGUAGUGCCUAUCUGAGCACACACAAACGUUCGCUGGCUCAUUGCGCAGAUCAACUGAAGGCAAGGGGUAAUGAUGUUGCUAUGCAAAAUCGCCGUCGCUCUUUGGUUGAGAAGGCACGCCAGAAAAGGUCAAUUAUGAAGCCAUAUCUCCAAGUCCGGGAUCUUGAUACUGUCCUUGCUAAGGACCACAAGUCCAAUCUCACUGGUGUCACCCCUGAUACGGACCCGUCACUUCUCUUCUCAGGCAAUAACAGCUGCAUUCUUACGCCUGAGGUUACCGAAGGUCCCUACUGGGUUUCUGGUGAACUCGUUCGCCAGAAUAUAACCGAGAACGAGCAGGGAGUGCCACUGAUCCUCGACAUUCAGGUUAUCGACAUCGAAACUUGUGAACCUGUACCUAAGGUCUAUCUCGAGGCAUGGCAUUGUAAUUCUACUGGUGUAUAUUCUGGCGUCGUUGCAAACGGUAACGGCAACUCUGCUGAUACGGCUAAUCUUGACGCGACCUUUCUCCGUGGUAUCAACCUGUCUGACGAUGAUGGUGUUGUGACUUUCGACACCGUAUUUCCUGGACACUAUACUGGUCGCACAACCCACAUUCACGUCUUGACUCAUGCUGGCGCUUCCUUGAACGCUAACAAAACCCUGGCUGGUGGCAAUAUCACCCAUGUUGGCCAGGUGUUCUUCGAUCAGGAUCUUAUCACGCUCGUCGAGGCCGAAGAGCCAUAUACCACGAACACGCAAGAGCUCACGACCAACGCCCAGGACUUUAUCCUUGCCGAGGAAGCUGAGGAGGUUGAUCCCAUGGUUGAAUAUGUUUUACUUGGAGAUAAUGUAUCCGACGGGAUUUUUGGAUGGAUUGCUUUCGGCAUUGACACAACUUCCUCAUACAAUGUCACUCCAGCUGUUUAUUAUACUAGUGAGGGUGGCGUCAAGAACCCUGACGGUGGUUUCGGAGGUCCGCCCUCGAACGGCACCGCUCCCUCUGGUUUUCCGCCUAUGAGCCCCCCACCGUCUUCUACGUCUGUCUAG
Bipolaris maydis ATCC 48331 is the source of this 1131-nucleotide messenger RNA. The record is from RefSeq and is a predicted model, not a curated record. Lineage: Eukaryota; Fungi; Ascomycota; Dothideomycetes; Pleosporales; Pleosporaceae.